GACUCAGCCCUCAAAUCCACAAGGGAACUUAUUUCCUCUGCUUUGUGGGAAUUCUAAACACAGACACAAAACACAGCGAAGAAUGUGGAAAGACUUUGGUCCCAUGUUAUGCCUGAUGCUGCACCUCUGUUACCAAGGGAACACUUCCGACAUAAAUUGUCCUCCCAGAUGCCAGUGUUUCACGCCGACUCAGGUGAUGUGUUCUGAGGAGAGUAUGAGAAGCCCGCCCAUGAACAUCUCCACACAGGUGAAGGAGUUGGUCAUUUUGACGACGGGAAUGAUGCACCUGGGCCCGAUCACGAUGCUGUACAGCCACCAUCUCACCAAGCUGGUCUUCUUCAACAACUUGCUGCGGGACGUCUCCACCAUGGCCUUCGAUCGCCUGACCGGGCUCGAGGAGCUGGAGAUCAGCGGCAACUCUUGGCUGGAUUGUUUGAACCCAGGAACCUUCAGCAAGCAGAGAAACCUCACCAAACUUCUGCUCAACUUCAACAGGUUCAAGUCACUGAGUGACGGCCUCUUCAGUUCGCUCCAGAAGCUGAGGACUCUUCAGCUGAAGGGCAACAUCAUCUCCCACCUGCCCAGGCAGCUCUUCCAGAACCUCCUGAGUAUCCGUGCUCUUGACCUGUCCCUGAACAUGCUCACAGGGGUGGACGAGGAGCUCCUCAGCGGCAUGUCCCAGCUAGAGUCCCUCAAACUGGGCUACAAUAUGAUCAAUGUCCUCUUUCCCGACACUUUCCUCAACAUCUCCCACGUGAAAGAGCUUUGCCUGCAGGGAAACCAGAUAUCUUACCUCCCUCAGGGUGUCUUUUCACAUUUAGAAAAACUAGAGGAGCUGAACCUUCGCAGCAACUUGAUCACAAAUGUGAGCUCUGGAACUUUUCCUUCUGGCUUGAAAAAGCUGGAUCUCAAAGGCAACAGGCUGGUUCAGCUCUCGCCUGACUCGUUCGGCCAUCUGACCGGUCUCACACAACUGUUUCUGUCAAUGAACCAGCUCACUAACCUUCCAGAGGACGUCUUUCGGAACCUGACGGACCUGCAGAACCUAGACCUCUCGGAGAACCAGCUCACAUCGCUGCCGGGAACCAUCUUCCAAGGUCUCACCAAGAUCGAAAUCGUCCACCUGCAGAAUAACAACCUGAGCUCUCUGAAGGCCAAUCUGUUUGAGGACCAGGCCUUCUUGGAGCAGCUGUACCUCUCAGAGAACAAACUCCAGACCCUUCCUCAGGGCUUCUUUGACGCGUUCUUCAGCGAGAACGUGAUGAGACUGCGCAGGAACCCCUGGAGCUGUGACUGCCACAUGCUGUAUCUGUAUGAUUAUGUGGCAGAGCACAGUCACUUGGUGGAGGACCUGAGUAAUGUGUAUUGUAAGGGCCCUGAGCCUUUGAGAGGACAGGGUCUGGUCUCCUUAGAGAGGGACCAGCUGGUAUGUCCAGGUAAUUUAUCUUCUAGAGCCAAAGCCCCCCCCUUCCAAGGCUUGGAGGAGAGGCCACACCCUAGCAAUUGUACUGUCCAGGUCAUCAACGACGACCUGACUAUCAAGUGCAAAGUGACUAAAUGUUCCCCAUUGAGACUUAUGGUGCAGUUCCAAGAAGGGGAUGGCAGUACGUCUGAGUACAUCAUGAAAAAGGACUGGGCAGAAUCUUCACAGUGUAGCAAUGGGACUAUAACUCUCACUGUGUGAAUGGUGUUCAUCAGCACACUGGCUGAAGCUUUGCAAGAACUUCUCUAUGCAGAUUUUGACUUUCUUUAUCCAUGUACAUCAUAGAGUUUUAUCAAACACACAAUAUUUUAUAUACCAACAUACUGUAUAUGAGAUGAGAGUGAAUUUCACCUGAAUUUCAUAUAAUUUUGAAGGUAUUGGCUUUGAAUAAUUUAUAAUACGAUGUCUACCAGUAUUGGUAUGAGUUUAAACAAAUCUCUCCUACAGCUAGUGUCAAUAUUGUACAGACCUUUAACUCAUCUCAAAGCUGAUAACCAGGCUGACGGUGUUUCCCACUCAUAGCUGAGAGAUAAGAGAGAUGGAUGAACUAUUUCUUGUGCGGUUCAAAGUUCAUCCCUAGAGUUCUAGAGACCGUGUAAUGAACCUAGUACCAUCCACACAAUCAUUUACUAACAGAUAUAUCAACGUAUGCUCUUGCCAGCAGAUGACUCUAUUCCUCCAUUGACUUCACUGGCCAUGUUCCUUAAGUUUACUCAAGCUUUUCAGCACCACUGUUACUGUAAAUUAGAUUCUCAAACAUAAAGACACUAGUUUAGACGUAGUAGACGGUAACUCUGUUGAUAUGCAACAACACAUUCACACAGUGCUUUCAGACACCCCAGCAAUGAACUUCGUUGUUUUGUGUAGUUGAUUAGUCUUGAUUAAUUAAACUGACAAUCUGUGUAUGGCUAAUUGAACAUCUAUAAAACUAUCAAUCCUCCUGUGGAUGACAAUGUAAAUAAAGUGGUAAGCUUG
Messenger RNA from Coregonus clupeaformis (lake whitefish), 2458 nucleotides. Its product is annotated as carboxypeptidase N subunit 2. The transcript is spliced from 2 exons. Bases 83 to 1684 code for a protein of 533 amino acids. Gene Ontology annotation, molecular function: protein binding. NCBI's taxonomy places the organism in Eukaryota, Metazoa, Chordata, Actinopteri, Salmoniformes, Salmonidae. The record is from RefSeq and is a predicted model, not a curated record.